Molecule: messenger RNA, 1413 nt
Organism: Annulohypoxylon maeteangense
Lineage: Eukaryota; Fungi; Ascomycota; Sordariomycetes; Xylariales; Hypoxylaceae
Exons: 1
Coding region: 81-1226 (381 amino acids)
Source: RefSeq, a predicted model, not a curated record
UAUCUUUCAAAAUUCAAUUCUCAACAUUGAACUUUCUAUUUUAACCAUUGUCAACAUAUACUACCCUUAUAUAAGCUACAAUGUCGUCCAUAGGACCACAAUUGCCACCUCACCUUGCCAAGCGCAAGCGUACCCCCGACGACGAAUCUCCAGAAUCCCCAAGAGCAAAGCAACGAGAUACAGACCGCAAUCAAGACGAAAUAAAUCUCGACAGCGACGAUGAAGACGAUUACGGCCCAUCUGCACCUACAACUGCGCCCGCACCUCUACCCCCUGCUAGAGGCCCUAUAGGACCUUCAUUACCACCUUCAAACACAGACGAGAUCGAUUUAGAAGACAGUGACGACGAUACCAUCGGCCCAUCUGCUCCUCCACCGCCAAAAUCAAAACCGUCUAUAGGACCUACCCUCCCACCCACAAACCGCGACGAAAUUCCACUAGAAGAAACAGACUCUUCAGAAGACGAAGCAGGACCAGCACCACCAACAGCCCCAAAGCCAAUACCAGCGCCUACAAGACGCGUCCAAGGUCCCGCCCCACCUCCAGCUCCCCUCUCCGAGCGUCCACCCUCACCCGCCUCCUCCUCCGACUCAGACUCCGACUACGGCCCCGCCCUCCCAACAUCAACCUCGCACCAAGCGCGCCAAACCGCCGCCCUCGCCGCCUCCACAGCGCGCGCCGCAGAAGAAGCCGCGAAACCACAACGCGACGAAUGGAUGCUCGCGCUCCCCACCUCAAGCGGGUACCGCGCGCCGGACCCAACAAAGCUCAAAAACCGGCGCUUCAACUCCGGCCCACGAACCAACACCUCCACCUCCAACAGCAGCAGUGGUGAAAUCGCCAGCAUCUGGACCGAAACUCCCGAACAAAAGCGCAAGCGUCUAGAAAACGCCGUGUUAGGCCGGGACAGCGGCCCCCAAGCCGCCACCACAACCGGGAGUAGCACGAACCAAAGCAAGAAAGCGGACCUGGACUCGGAGCAAGCCGCGCGGAUCCGGCACUUCACGGAAGCGACGCGGGGGAAGUCGCUGUACGAGGAACACCAGGCGUCGCGGAAGGGGCGGGAGCUAGGCGCGGAGGAAGAGGAGGACGAUCCGAGUAAGCGGGCUUUCGACCGCGAGAAGGAUAUCCGGUCCGGGGGGCGUAUUAGCGCGACGCAGCGGCGGGAGUUUAUGAAUCGGGCGGCGGAUUUUGGGGGGAGGUUUGCGAAGGGGAAGUUUUUGUGAUGUGGUAAGGACUUACAUAUCAGUGUGGGUAGGGGGAUAGAUGGGUGGGUUGGAAGAUGUGUAUAUACCUACCUACCUACCUACGAUGAUAAGGGGGAGGGAGGGACUAGAUUUAGAUGUCGACGCAAGAUACCCUAUUCAUGUUCAUAUGCCAGACUGCAAAAUGACGAUAUACAUCUACGAUCAU